AUUGCAAUUGGUUAAAACUGAAAAGGUGAUUUUUUUUAGUUUUAAAAGUUCUAUAGUUCCGGUGGGCACUCUGUAUAAUGGGUGCAUGCAUUUUUGUCAUGAUGUUCCCUCUUUGUUUUUUUAUUACACAUGGUACAUAAUAAUAUAAUUUUAUAUGUGACCAGUUUGCAUAUGCAUUGUCUUUCUGAUAAUAGUUUAGACUCUCUUUAUUAUUUUGUUGGAUGGCUUUAGUUGGCGGAGUUCAGUGUUAAUCAAUAUACAGGUAAACAGAAAGCAAGAAAAAAAAAAGACCAGAGAGCUCAAGUGCUGCUUACUGUUCACAUAUUUGUGUUUAGACUAGUAGGUUGGUAACCCUAAUCUACCAUUAGAUUUCCAGCGUCAAGUGUUACGUCUUCUCCACAUCUUGCGCCUUAGACAGCAAGAGCACAGUGAAACCUUGGAUGCGAUUGCUGCACAGCUUAGUGGCCCUACCAGACAUGGACCUAGUCUCUCGAAACCAAUGGUGACAUCUGCAUUCUCAUCACAGGAGCGGCUAGAAGAGUUUGUCUCUUCCCUUACAUCGAUGCAACGCAACAACCUUGUACUUAAAUGUUUUGUCCUUUUGCAUGACAUAUGCAGCUUCCAUCCUCAGUUACCGCUUACACAGCGUAGGGUCUGGCACAAAAUGUAAAUUACUUGCACUGAAAAAUUCCUGUUCAAUAUUGCGUCUUUACUCAUUGUGUGUAGUGGAUUUUGUGUGCAGUGACAUUUAGGGGAUGUAAUAUGUAAAACUGUUACAGAGUCCUUAUUCGCACUACUGGGGGUGCUUUCACAGCUUCCACUCGUGGCUUUUAGUGCUGUAUUCUCUCUACUUCCUGUGUGUAGCACAUGGAACUUUUAGUGAAUUAGCAUUAGCUACGUACAGUUUUUGUGCUUCCUGUGCUGCAUUCGUGUGUCUCAGAGAUGCUUGAUCGAUAUGUUGUCUUUGACAUACGGCUGCAGUAAAUGGCAGUCAAUUUUUAUAACUUUAAUUUGAAGAGCGUGCGAUUACUGAUUUUCAUCAUAUCAUGAUUAAUAGCAUGGUCUACCAUCAUGCUGUGGACUUGGAUCACAUCUGCUUUCCUAUAGAUGUGAGAACUUUAUCUGUUCUUGUUUCACAGGUUCAAGAGCUGUCUGAACUAGGCGGAAAAGAUGUCAAUGCCGCAGUCCGUGCUAUUCUAAACUACCUCAUGACAGAUGAAGUGGCAGAAAAGUACAACUGGGAGGGCCGUGGUCAAAAAAGCAGUUUUUCCAAGCUGAAUCUUCUAGGUCUCAUACAUUCAACCAUCAAAAUAAAUCGCAAAAUUCAAGGAUCGACAAAGCUGGAUGUGAAGGGUGCCAUUGUCAGCUGGUUAAGACAUGCAAAAGAGCGGAGGACAAAGGGAAGACAGGCAUCCACGCAGAUAACAAGCGAGUCCCUCACUGACAGUGAAAUGUCAGACUGAAGCUUCAGCUACCUGGGCCUCCAAGCUUCACACUGAGAUUCACCCAACCAUUCCAACCAGGUUCACCUCUGACAAGAUGUGCCUACUAGAUGUAGUAGAAAAGGGGGUGGGUGAUGAAGUUGGGUCUUUGAUGUCAAACAGCAGUAAUGAAACAGUAGACACUGAAAUCUUCUACAUUUAUUUACGGUACUAGCUUUCACGUGAUGAACAUAGCUCAGCAUUUCAGGCCCUGAAACUCACGAUCACAAACUUCUGAUAUGGCACAACUUAGCCAUGUCCUACGAACUCAAGUGAAGAUUGACACAUGACUGAGGAUGUCACGUAUUGGUGCACUCGCCAUAUAAAAUCAUACUUGGUGCCAGAUAUUGGCAAAAUAACCCAUGCUAAUAUGUGCAGCCCAUAACCCAUAAUAAUCAGGUGCGAAGCUACAUCGUGUCAACCUUCAUGUGAGCACAUAGCCCGCAUCUCGCCUUAUCAGAUGAUUGUGAUUGUGAGCCCCGCGGUCCGAAACGCCGAGCUAUGAUGGUGUGCAACGUUUCUUCAGGUACAAAAUUAAUGA
Ornithodoros turicata is the source of this 2022-nucleotide messenger RNA. RefSeq lists its product as uncharacterized. The record is from RefSeq and is a predicted model, not a curated record. NCBI's taxonomy places the organism in Eukaryota, Metazoa, Arthropoda, Arachnida, Ixodida, Argasidae. The transcript has 3 exons. Bases 1047 to 1463 code for a protein of 138 amino acids.